Molecule: messenger RNA, 492 nt
Organism: Camelina sativa (false flax)
Lineage: Eukaryota; Viridiplantae; Streptophyta; Magnoliopsida; Brassicales; Brassicaceae
Source: RefSeq, a predicted model, not a curated record
AAGUGGCUUUGCAGGUACCUAUUUGACUGGUCUUGAACACAAUGAUGAGUUCUAUACCGAUAAAAAUGGAAGAAUACGUACAAGAACAAACCGGUCCGGUGGAAUUCAGGGAGGGAUCUCAAAUGGUGAAAUAAUAAACAUGAGAGUAGCCUUCAAGCCAACAUCAACAAUUGGAAAGAAGCAAAAUACUGUAACAAGAGACAAGGUAGAAACCGAAAUGAUUGCGCGUGGCCGUCAUGAUCCUUGUGUUGUUCCACGAGCUGUGCCAAUGGUGGAAGCAAUGGUGGCUUUAGUUCUUGUGGAUCAGUUGAUGGCACAAUACGCACAAUGCCAUUUGUUUCCAAUAAACCCAGAGUUACAGGAACCUCUCCACACAGAGCAGCCGCAGAAUGCUGCUGCUUUGUAAGCAAACCUCGAGCAGGUAGAGUGGGAGAGAGAGAGAGAGGCUUCACUUUUGUUGUGUGAUUAUUAUGAAUAAAAAUGUUUGUUUAA